This is a messenger RNA of Desarmillaria tabescens, 1337 nucleotides long. RefSeq lists its product as uncharacterized. Bases 135 to 1148 code for a protein of 337 amino acids. NCBI's taxonomy places the organism in Eukaryota, Fungi, Basidiomycota, Agaricomycetes, Agaricales, Physalacriaceae. The record is from RefSeq and is a predicted model, not a curated record. The transcript is spliced from 3 exons.
GUUACAGGCGACGCUCAACUAAGAUGAUCCUCAGACAUUGCUCUAUUUGCCCAUGAAAAACAGCGACGCCCUGUUGCCAUGUCUUCAAGCUGUUUGUGCUGCGUAUCGUCACUGGCGUUAAUCCAUUCUUUACAAUGGCAGGCUUCCAAAACAUUUCUUACGAUGACAGGCGCACCGAUGUACUCAAAUACAACAAUCAGUGGUUCACCAGAGGAUUCUAUAAUGCCAGUAGUACUGGAGAAGCUGGUACGCUGACUUCUGCAAACAGCUUGAGUGCUCGCAUGACAUUCACUUUCCCUGACCCAGCCAAUGCAUUUUAUUACUACGGUAUUCGCCGUUGCUGUGGGGGAAACUACACUAUAUGUAUCGACUGCAACCCCGAUGAUCCUAACUUCGAGGUCAUAGAUGCGGUGAACUCCACGGACGAUGGCAAAAACCCGCCGGUCAUUCUAUACUCCAAGAAUUUUGAUAAACUAGGGAUACAUAAUGUCACCCUGGCUAACCACAAUGACAUUCGCUAUGGGAAGUCACAGAUAACUCUGGAUCGUUUCGAGCUCCAGGUUGAGGAUUCUCAUGCUACUCAAUCAGGGUCAGCGACAUCUACGUCGAGCGCUUCGACCUUGACCUCUACUAGUACUUUGGCAUCCAACUUGAGCAGCGCAGUUCCGACCUCAACUUCCGCAUCAGCAUCCGAGCGAGCCUCAGCUUCGCCCACAACCUCAUUAUCCACGUUAGCCUUGAGACCAUCAUCGGAACCAUCCGCGGCUACCUCUUCGGCCUCCCCACCCCCCGUAGGCGCCAUUGUAGGUGGAGUUAUGGGAGGCCUGGUGGCCAUUUCAUUAUGCUUGGUUAUAUACUUGUUGAAGCAUCUUCGUUGGCGUGGCGGAACUGAACCAGAGCACGAGGAUACGGAUACUACGAGUGCAAACAAUCAUGGUGACAUGUCGCAGAGGGCAAACCAUAGUCCAGCUUUCCCCCUCGAAGCUACAUCUACGUCACACCUGGUUUCCCGCGAACAUCCACCGCGACGGGAGACUGAUGCAGGUCGGAUAGACACGGAUGGUGAUGGUGGCAAUAGCCUUGCAACGCUCCCGCCUGAGUAUGAGGAGAUCUUCAGCGGUGACUGGCGAGGAAUCCGUGAGAGCUGACUCAGACAACGCCUAGACUUGAUGCUUGAAGUUCUUCAUCGGAUGAAGGCAAACCUGUGAGUACCGGUGGUAAACCUUCGAUAUCACACCCUCCAUCCAAGGUCCGAGGAUUCUGAUGUUUCGCAACAGUGUGGGAUUCCUUUGUUCACGGGCUUGAUUUAAUGGGUCUAUUGCUUUGUUCUUUAUUCU